Messenger RNA from Hippocampus comes (tiger tail seahorse), 763 nucleotides. RefSeq names its product TM2 domain containing 1 (gene tm2d1). The record is from RefSeq and is a predicted model, not a curated record. The transcript is spliced from 6 exons. Bases 89 to 685 code for a protein of 198 amino acids. NCBI's taxonomy places the organism in Eukaryota, Metazoa, Chordata, Actinopteri, Syngnathiformes, Syngnathidae.
AUAACGCUGAAUUUGUGACGUCCUUACCGCCCCCCAACCCCACCCGACAGCCUAGAAGGUGGUGCCUGGUGACGUCACAGACGCCGCCAUGUCGCGGUGUUGUUGGUGCGCCGGCUCGGGGACGAUGUUGUUGUUUUUCUUGUGUUGGGCGUCUUUUCGGUGGACGAUUGUCGCGGCGGAGUUUGCGGAGGAGGUGGGCAGCUGCCACAACCUGAGACUCGGACAGUAUUUGUGUCACGAUCCCAAGAUCGACGAGGUCACUCAGGAGCCCCAAAAUUGCCAAGACGCCACCGCCUGGGUGGAGUGUCUUCCGGCUCCAAACGUCACCUGUCGCCUGUCCAACGGGACGCAAUUCCACUUCAGCGGGGAGGAGGUGGGCUUCAAUCGCAGCAUUCCCUGUCGGAACGUGAGCGGCUACUCGUACAAGGUGGCGGUGGCGUUGUCGCUCUUCCUGGGCUGGCUGGGCGCCGACCGCUUCUACCUGGGUUACCCUGCGCUCGGCGUGCUGAAGUUCUGCACGGUGGGCUUCUGCGGCAUCGGCACGCUGGUGGACUUCAUCCUCAUCGCCAUGCAGAUGGUGGGCCCGUCGGACGGCUCCGACUACAUCGUGGACUACUACGGCGCCCGCCUCAGCCGCCUGGCCGUCACCGAGCACACGUACAAGAAGCCGCACCUGGCCCAGUGACCCGAGGUGCCCCCUCCCCCGGCGCUCCGGACUGUUGGCCGCAGACAAAAGCCUCCGAAUGGGAAGCGCCGACCCAAA